AUGACUUUCCAAAUUCCAUUCCCUAAUUUCCUCAAAAAACAACAAUAUUUAUUUUCGCUGGGUCUCCUAUCGAUCACGCUUUCUGUAAUUUUAUACAUUUCUUAUCAACGUGGAAUUCGAAAAAUUUCACACGAAACAUUGAACCAUUUAAUACAACGACGACAUGAAAUACUUCUUGAACACAGAAUGGAACAACAAUACAAUGAUCAGUCACCGUCGAUGCAUUUGCCAUCGACCACUACAGAUACAUCAUCAUCGCCGUCGACUCGAAAAAACAAAGGAAUUGUGUAUCCCAUUACUUUUAUUAAUCAACAUUUGGAAAAUGCAUUGACAUCGAAUGUGUUACGAUCGAAUUGUCAAGUCUAUUUGGCCUCAUAUUAUAGUUUUAAUGAAAUUGGAAAAGUCAUGCCAACUUAUAUUGGACAGGAACGAGUGAAUAUUUAUGGUCAUUGGAAAAAGUACAUCAUUCUUCAAAAGUUUCUAAAUAGUCAAGCAAGUUCUUACAUUGAUGAAGAAGAUUAUAUUUUUUUCAGUGAUGGAUUAGACGUCAUGUUCUAUGACCAUUUACAAAAUGCCAUUGAAAUUUAUUGGAAAUAUUUGAAAGAUGAAGGCAUUGAUGUCGAACGAGAUCGAGAGCUCAAUUGGCCACUUUUAUUUAAUGCAGAAAAGAAUCGAGCACCGUCUCCUAAAUUAUUCAUUCCUCUCAUUAAGAAUAUGAAUGUCCAAACAGUCGUAACAAAAUAUGUCCGUAAAGAAAACUAUCCAGUACGACCCUAUUGCAAUGCUCAAUCCACUUUCAAAUUUCUCAACUCGGGCAUGUACAUGGCAAGAAAACGCGAUGUCAAGGCCUAUCUUCAAAAAGCAUUUGAAAAUACCAUUGAUCCAAAUAAUAUCCAUAACGAUGAUCAAGCCAUGACUCAAUACAUGUAUGUGACUCAACAACUGUAUCCAGUCAUUGGAGAUUGUAAUGCUACUCUUGCCAUUCCAACCAUCAUGUCAUGUGAAAGUAUUAAGGUUGACAUGAAACAAUCAAAAUGUGAAAUUUCCAAUGGAUUCAAAGAAGAGUCUAAAAACGAUGACCAAUCUUUCACGACAACCAAUGGCUCAGAACGACGAGAACGACCUGUGGCCAUUCACAGUAUUGGAAAACAAUGUCCAGAAUUUUGUCCCUGUUUGCAAGCCAUAAUUCAAUCUGGACGUUUACAAGAAAAUUUGGAACGAGAAAUGAAAAAGCACAAAAUGAAGGACAUGUAUCAACUCGAAGAGAAAUUUGGAGUCAUUGUCUACAAUAGCGAUCAUGAUAGUGUGAGAAUUCAACCCAUUUUAGAUUUUUGUGGAAGUAAGACGUUGUUUGAUCCUCCCUCUUCACAGUGUGUCUAUAAAACUUAUUGA
Messenger RNA from Naegleria lovaniensis, 1392 nucleotides. RefSeq lists its product as uncharacterized. NCBI's taxonomy places the organism in Eukaryota, Heterolobosea, Eutetramitea, Acrasida, Naegleriidae. The transcript has 3 exons. Bases 1 to 1392 code for a protein of 463 amino acids. The record is from RefSeq and is a predicted model, not a curated record.